AAGGGCAGGUCUGCAUAAGCAAAAGUGAGACUGCAGAAUCUCAGCCAACGACAGAGGAUGCCCCUGGAAUGAACCUAGUAACAGCGCAAAAUAUAUUUUGGAUCAAGAUGAAAAUAAUAGUAACAGUAGUUAUAUUACUCAUAUUACAUCUAUCAAACUGCUUUGCACAGUCAGGAGGAAGCUUUCUAAUAUAUAAUGUGGAUUAUAACAAAUGCAUGUCCAGCUCCCUGGACAAGCUUUCCACCUGUGACCCACACAGUAAUCCACAACAGUUUCGCUGGGCUUCAAAAAAUCGCAUUUUGAACACAUUCACAAAGAAAUGCCUUGGAGUAGGAAGUAAAACAGAGGGCAAAAAACUGCAGUGGCUGAUUUGUGAAGAUGACAAUGAUCUGCAGAAGUGGGAAUGCCACAGUGAUACAUUGCUUGGCCUGAAGAACGAGUCUCUGUAUCUGGCUGUUAAUGAUGAUGGUGUGCCAGUGAUCUCAAAAGACACUGGAACGAAAAGCAGAUGGACAAUUCAAGGAACACUAAACAAUAUUUGCUCUAAGACUUAUGAAGAAUUGUAUACCAUUGAUGGAAAUGCAUUUGGUCGCCCAUGUCAGUUUCCUUUUCUUUAUGAGAAAAAAUGGUAUGCAGAUUGUACCAAAACUGAUGAACACAAUCAACGUCUAUGGUGUUCUGUUGAGACAGACUACAGUGUUAAUCAGCUGUGGGGCUACUGCCCAACACGUGACAAUGCAUUCUGGGUCAAACAUCCUCUGACAAACGUCUAUUACCAAGUGAAUAGUGGGUCAGCCCUGACAUGGUACCAGGCUAGAAAGAGCUGCCAGCAGCAAGGAGCAGAGCUGCUGAGUGUCUCUGAACCUAACGAACACACCUUUGUAGCAGGAAUUGUUCAGAGUACUCCAAAUGCACUAUGGACGGGACUGAAUAAAUUAGAUGUAACCAGUGGAUGGCAAUGGAGCAAUGCCCAGCCAUUACGUUAUCUGAAAUGGCUCAGUGGAUACCCAACCACACAACCAGGCUACAGUUGUGGAGUCCUGAAAAAUGAUUUUGGUUCUGAAUGGUCAAAUGAACCUUGUUCUGAAAAACAUGGAUAUGUCUGCCAAAGAGGCCAUUCUGUUCCUAUUGUUCCACCAGUGGUGAACACUGGCUUUUGCCAUAGCCCCUGGAUUCCAUAUUCAAGCAACUGUUAUCUCCUUCAUCGCACCAAGAAAACAUGGCUAGAGGCACGAGACUCCUGUCUGCGGGAAGGAGGAGACCUGCUGAGUAUUCUCAGCAAAGAAGAGCAAAGCUUUGUCAUCACACAGCUUGGAUACUCGAAAACAGACGAGCUUUGGAUUGGUUUCAAUGACCGUAAAACACAGAUGCUGUUUGAGUGGAGUGACCAAUCUAGCGUUCCCUUUGCCUCAUGGGAGGUGAGUGAGCCGAGUCACAGUGCUGUCCGUGCAGAGGACUGCGUGUUAAUGAGAGGAGAGGAGGGAAAGUGGGCUGAUGAUAUUUGUGAAAAUAAGUAUGGAUUCAUCUGUAAGAAGAAGUCCAGCUCCAGAGCCUCGAAUAAUGAUACAGUUGUCACAAGCCCCGGAUGCAAAACAGGUUGGACCAGGUAUGGGUACUACUGCUACAUGGCAGGACCUGAGUCCAAGACCUUUGAAGAAGCAAAACAGAUGUGUGAGAAAGAUGAUUCUCAACUGGUUGAUAUUUCAUCCAGAGUAGAAAAUGCAUUCCUCGUUAGUGUAGUUGGAGCACGACCAGAGAAGUAUUUCUGGAUUGGGUUGUCUAAUCAGAAGGAUCUGCACACUUUUGAAUGGACCAACACUAAGAAAGUCUCAUUUACUCAUUUCAACGCUGGGAUGCCAGGAAGAAAACAAGGCUGUGUUGCCAUGACGACUGGAAUUGUUGCUGGGCUUUGGGAUGUGAUCAGCUGCUCAAAUAAGGCAAAAUACAUCUGCAAGCAGAAAGCUGAUGGACUAAUAACAACUCCAGCCCCACCAACCACACCUGCUAUAAGCUGUCCCGAAGAAUGGAUGCCACUUGUGUAUAGAGAUUUUUGUGUCAAGCAUUUUAAUGUACCUAUGAGCCAAAUGAAGACUUGGGAUGAAGCUCUUGACUUCUGCCAAGAGCUUGGUGGUGAUCUCCUGAGCAUCCAGCAUGAGGCUGAUAUUCCUUGGAAACAAGCAGGAGUGUAUCCAGCAUGGAUUGGUUACAGAAUGUACGAUCCCUCUGUGGGUUUUGUGUGGAGUGAUGGUUCUUCGUCAUCCUAUCAAAGCUGGGCUAGUGAUGAACCAAACAAUCUGAACAACAUUGAAAACUGUGUUGAAAUGAGAAUUUCAAUCUGGGACAGUGAUGGAACGUGGAAUGAUGUGAACUGUCAAGACAGAAAGGACUGGUAUUGUCAAAUCCGAAAAGGAAAGAUACCAAAGGAAGUAAAUAUUACAGGUCCAGUUUAUAAUGAAACAGAGGAUGGCUGGAUACUAUUCCGAGGUAGCCAGUACUAUGUGUCCCAGUACUCAUCACUUUCUAUGCACGAUGCUCGGACAUUCUGUAGGAAAUCACAUAGCGAUCUUGUGGUUAUCAAUGAUGAGGCUGAGCGGGUGUUCAUUUGGCAUCAGGCUAAGAAUUCGCACAAUGAAUUUAUCAUUGGUUUGACAGUUGAUCUGGAUGGAACUUACCAGUGGAUGGAUGGGUCCCCUGUAGUAUUUCAAGCUUGGGAAGAAAAUCAGCCUGCUUUUAAAAACAGUGAGGAAAGAUGUGUGAAGAUGACCACAUCUCAAGGACUCUGGGAAACUAUUAACUGUGGAGAUGAAUAUAAUUUUUUUUGUAAGCGAAGUGGGUCACCUACAGUAAACACCACAGUGGCCCCUACACAACAGCCUAAAGGAGGCUGUGCUCCUGAGUGGAAACACUUCAAAGGAAAAUGCUACAACGUGAAGGAAGAAUUGAAAACAUGGACAGAAGCGAGAGGAUACUGCAGAGAGCUUGGUGGAGAUCUGGCAUCUAUUCUGAAUAAACAACAACAAGCCUUUUUAAGCACAAUAAUUAGAGAGAAAACCACAGACUUAUGGAUUGGAUUCAGCAAUUUGGCAAACGGGAGGUUCAAGUGGACAGAUGGGAGUAAAGUUCAAUUCACAGAGUGGGCCAAUGGAGAACCUCGAACCUAUUGGCAUUCAUACCAUUGGACAAAAUAUCACCAUUCAGAUGAACAGGAAUGUGUUUUUAUGGGCAAGAGUUCAAGCUCUGAAUUUGGCAAGUGGGUGGCAACUGACUGUAAUUCUACUUACGGUUUUAUCUGCAGUCGUGAUGUUGAUCCUGGUAUUGCCCCAGUGCCGACUGAAAUUCCUAAAACCUUUGUCAAGCUUGGAAAUUCAUCUUUCAAAGUGAUUCAAGAGAACCUAACGUGGAGUGAUGCAAACCGUCGCUGUGAGGCAGAGGGGGCUCAUCUGGCCAGCAUUCGGGAUUUGAUAACACAAGCUUACCUCGAGUUGCAGGUCUAUAGGGCCAAACAGCCCAUGUGGAUCGGUCUCAGCAGUGUACAGACAAAAGGAUAUUUUAUAUGGGCAAAUAACUGGCCCAUGAAUAUGGAGAAAUGGGCAUCUUCUGAACCACGGCCCAACCGUCCUUGUGCAUACAUGGACACAGACGGAGGAUGGAAAACAACUCUCUGCAAUCAAACCUACUACAGUGUCUGUGAGCAAACAACAGAUAUUCUCCCGACUGUUCCACCACAGCAUCCUGGGCACUGCCCACAAGAAGAUGAUGACAGUCCAGUAAGGUGGAUACCUUACAAAGACAGUUGCUAUGCUUUUGUGAUGGAACUGAAAUCGUGGAGCAGAGCAUCUAGACUCUGUAUGACAUGGGGAGCAUCUCUUGUCAGCAUUAGGGAUGAAGAGGAACAGAAGUUUAUAGAGAACAACGUCAUGCUCAUGGACAGUUUCAAAAGCUUUUGGAUUGGACUUUUCCAGAACCAGAAAGGACACUGGUUAUGGUCAGACAAUACUGUGGUGGAUUACACUAACUGGGCAACUGUGAAUGAUUAUGAUGAAGACCAUGGAUAUCAUAAUUGGAAUCUUGACUGCGCAUUACUCUCUUCCAAAACAAAAAAAUGGAGACAAAAACAUUGUGAUUACUCUUCCUUUUCAUUUAUCUGCAAAACUGCCAAAGUUAUAAGUACAACCACUAAGUCCCCAGAAGAAGGUCCUGAGCCUCACAAGGUCAAUAAGGGUUUGGCUGUGUUCUUCACUAUUGCAGUGGUCAGCAUAUUGGGAGCUCUAGCUUUCAUGUACUACAGAAGUUCAAAAAGACAGUUAUUGCCUACAUUUGAAAAUCCCAUGUAUAAUAACAGAGAUGCUGCUUAUUCAGAUAGUAAAGAUGAUAAAACAUUGAUUGCCAACAUUGAGAUCGCUGAAUAGAACCCUGUUUUAUAAUGUCCCAUUACUUGUAGGCUAUGCAAGAGACGAUUAGCCAAUUAUUAUCAUGAAAUAGAAAAAAUAAAAAAUAAAUAAUGACAGGGCUCAUCAGAUUUAUUUUGCGAUAAUGGCUGUACAUUAUUCUGUUUACUACGCGGCUACUCACUAAAUAACUAUUCAUUUGAUUAGAAAAUAAUUUUUUUUUGUAAGAAGAAAUGUGCAGCAGUUUCAGAAUGGUGCACAUGACCAAUCCGAAUCAAAUAUUUCAAAGAAUCAUCUGGAAUCAGUGGUUUAAUAUGGCAUUGCCACUAUUUUUGUAAGGAUUUUUCAGGCUGUCUUUGAGUUUUUAAAAAGUCUUUGAAUAAGCUGAAUAAGAAUUGGCUCUAAAAAAAAAUAACACUUUGACAUAUGUGUUUGAUCAAACAACCAGUUACAGGCCAACUGUGCAGUGCAGUUUAAGCAUGGAAAAAUUGUCAUAUUUUUUGGAGUGCUGUGCCAAAAAACAGGAUAAGAUGAUGUGUUUAAGUUAGCUGACAUUGCAGCAUUUGGAGUAUGGGGACAGUGUUGGAACGCAAUUUAGAGUUUCCAUUUUUAGUUUCAGAAAAUGUUAUGCCCUCUUUGAAUUCAGUGGCAGUUUCAACCAUUAGGAAACACUUUACAGUAUGGUUUGUAUUAGUCAACAAUUGUGCAUUAACUAACAGUAAGCGAUGCAUUUCUUUGAGUAUUUAUUAAUAUUCAUUAAUGUUAGGUAAUAAAAAUACAAUAGUUAAUUGUUAGUUUGUGUUAGCUCACUUUUACAUGAUUAAAAUUAAAAGUUGAAAUUAACAUAAAUUAAUAAUUAAUAAUUAGUUAAUGUUGACUGAUAUGAACAAAUUGAACUUUAAACUGUAAAGUGUUACUAUAGUAAACAAUGAGGUAAAUGCACAAUGAGAACCACAUCUGGGAAAUCAAUGCAUGAAAACAUCAAAAGUGUGCAUUAUUUGUUUCGGAGAGCAUUUCAAAGACAAUAAACAGUCAGACCAACUGAAUACAGAGGGACAUCUAUAUUACAAUGCAGCAGUAUCUGUACUCAGUUUUAUCAAUCCAGUAUCUACAAAGGCAUUUAUGAGGUAUAUACAAAUACAUAGAAACAAUUUCCAAGCUAUAGUGUUGUCACAAACUAAUGCAUAGAGUACUCAGAAACAUAAAGGUAUCAAGUGUAAAUAAACAUCAUGGUUCCAGAUGCAUUAAGACUAUGAACAGAUUUGAGUGCUUAUAAUUUUGUCAUCUUCCUCUUUUUAUUUUUAACAAAACUGUAAAUUUUGGAAACAAAACAUUUACCAUGCUAUUGUAAUAAAAUAGGUAUUUUCUAAAUCAUUUUACCUAUUUCUCUCAGGACAUUUGUGUGUGCCUUUUUACGUUAUGAAAAAAGAAAUCAAUUCGAUAUACAUACUGUAAAUAUUUAAACAUGGAACAGAAUGAAACUGUUCAUUAAUAUUAAAAUUGUUCAUUUGAAAUAAUUUUGCAAGCAAACAACACAUACAGUAGUAUGGCUCGAGAUUUUACAUGACUAUGUUAUCUAGCUAAGCUCUUUGUCUUGAAACGUACUGAUGCUUUGUAUGAAAUUUACUGAAUAAAAUCUUAAAUGAUUUUUGUGAAUACAAAACCAAGCCAAACUAAACACUGAACUAUGUAUACAUUAAAGCUAACAUGAAAGUGAAGUAUGUAAAUAAAAAUUCUAUUUUU
This is a messenger RNA of Carassius carassius (crucian carp), 6131 nucleotides long. RefSeq names its product macrophage mannose receptor 1-like. The record is from RefSeq and is a predicted model, not a curated record. Lineage: Eukaryota; Metazoa; Chordata; Actinopteri; Cypriniformes; Cyprinidae. Gene Ontology annotation, molecular function: signaling receptor activity. The transcript is spliced from 31 exons. Bases 69 to 4409 code for a protein of 1446 amino acids.